Budorcas taxicolor (takin) is the source of this 3134-nucleotide messenger RNA. It is a transcript of the gene PDE7A, whose product is annotated as phosphodiesterase 7A. Gene Ontology annotation, molecular function: 3',5'-cyclic-AMP phosphodiesterase activity. Bases 124 to 1497 code for a protein of 457 amino acids. The record is from RefSeq and is a predicted model, not a curated record. The transcript is spliced from 13 exons. Lineage: Eukaryota; Metazoa; Chordata; Mammalia; Artiodactyla; Bovidae.
GGCGGGCAUUCCCCUCUCUCCUGCUUCGGGACAGCUGGUUAUUGUCAGGUCUGACGAGUUUCCCUUGCUCUUUGCUUGCUGGGCGAGGAGGGAGGUUAUGCGGCAGGACUUUCCCUAGACCCAAUGGGAAUUACACUGAUCUGGUGUCUGGCCUUGGUUCUCAUCAAGUGGAUCGCCUCUAAGAGGCGUGGAGCUAUCUCCUAUGACAGCUCGGAUCAGACUGCACUGUACAUUCGUAUGCUCGGAGAUGUACGUGUAAGGAGUCGAGCAGGAUUUGAAUCAGAAAGACGAGGUUCUCAUCCAUAUAUUGAUUUUCGUAUUUUUCACGCUCAAUCUGAAAUUGAAGUUUCUGUAUCUGCAAGGAAUAUCAGACGGUUACUAAGUUUCCAGCGGUAUCUUAGAUCUUCACGCUUUUUUCGUGGUACUACUGUUUCAAAUUCUCUGAACAUUUUAGAUGAUGAUUAUAAUGGACAAGCCAAGUGUAUGCUGGAAAAAGUUGGAAAUUGGAGUUUUGAUAUCUUUCUAUUUGAUAGACUGACAAAUGGAAAUAGUCUAGUAAGUUUAACCUUUCAUUUAUUUAGUCUCCAUGGAUUAAUUGAGUACUUCCAUUUAGAUAUGAUGAAACUUCGUAGAUUUUUAGUGAUGAUUCAAGAAGAUUACCACAGUCAGAACCCUUACCACAAUGCAGUCCACGCUGCCGAUGUUACUCAGGCCAUGCACUGUUACCUAAAAGAACCUAAGCUUGCCAGCUCUGUAACUCCUUGGGACGUCUUGCUGAGCUUAAUUGCAGCUGCCACUCAUGAUCUGGAUCAUCCAGGUGUUAAUCAACCUUUCCUCAUUAAAACUAACCAUUACCUGGCAACUUUAUACAAGAAUACCUCAGUUCUGGAAAAUCACCACUGGAGAUCUGCAGUGGGGCUAUUGAGAGAAUCCGGUUUAUUCUCACAUAUGCCAUUAGAGAGCAGACAACAGAUGGAGGCUCAGAUAGGCGCUCUGAUACUGGCCACAGACAUCAGCCGCCAGAAUGAAUACUUGUCCUUGUUUCGGGCCCAUCUGGAUAAGGGCGAUCUACAUCUGGAAGAUGCCAGGCAUAGGCACUUGGUCUUACAGAUGGCUUUGAAGUGUGCCGAUAUUUGUAACCCAUGUCGGACCUGGGAAUUAAGCAAGCAGUGGAGUGAAAAAGUAACAGAGGAAUUCUUCCAUCAAGGAGAUAUAGAAAAAAAGUAUCAUUUGGGUGUGAGUCCACUCUGCGAUCGUCAGACUGAAUCAAUUGCCAACAUCCAGAUUGGUUUUAUGACCUAUCUCGUGGAGCCUCUGUUCACGGAAUGGGCCCGGUUCUCCAACACCAGGCUGUCCCAGACGAUGCUCGGACACGUGGGGCUGAACAAAGCCAGCUGGAAGGGACUGCAGAGAGAGCAGCCCAGCAGCGAGGACACUGAUGCUGCGUUCGAGGAGUUGAGCUCACAGUUAUUACCUCAGGAAAACCGGUUACCCUAACCCCCAGAACCAGUGGGCAGACGCCCCCUAGAGGUUGUUAGAAAUGUGAAACGGGGUCUUGAGGUGAGAGAACUUACUCUUGACUGCCAAGGGAAAUGAAUGAUGCCAGCAUUAUUUAUUUCCAAGAUUUCCUCUGUUGGAUCAUUUGAACCCACUUGUUAACGACAAGACCCGAACCUACAGCAAUAUGCAUUUGGCUUUUCGUGGGAGGCCUUGAAGAGGCAGCGCCUGGCAGGAGCGAAAUGGAGGGAGUAAGUGAGGAAGUUUUUGCAGGAAGAAUUGCAGUGGCCCGUGUGCUCUUCGAAGCAUCAUCGUGAAGCUUGAACUGAAGCCUUCAGCAGAAAUCUUCGGAAUUUAACCAGCUUGAUGCAAACAGUGUGUUUCUGUACCUUCCACUGGUUCUCUCGGAGAAAAUGGAAAUGUGAAGUGCCCAGUGUCUGCACCUCUGGCAGGACUCAAUGUUUACAAACCAACUCUUGAAAUAUUGGUUCUCAAUUUGCCUUGGAGCAUGAUUGUGAAGGAACCACUAAGAAUUCUGAAGAUCAAACCUAGAACUGCAGCUCUUUCUCCCCCUCCCCCAGUUUGCCUUUCUUUUUCUUCAGAUGCCACCAAAGCCUCCCAUUUGCUCUGGUUUUAUUUCGUGCACUGGAAACUGAGCAUUUAUCAUAGAGUGCCGCUGAGCUUUCACGCCAGUGCUGUUUGGCAAUGCAGUUUUUUUUUUUUAACUUUGAUUUUUAAUUUGGGGCGGGCGGGGCAGAACCCCAGUGUCCUAGCUGUAUGAUGAUUCCGCGGUGAAGACAUUGCAUGUUGUCUUCACUACUGUACACUUGACCUGCACAUGCAAGAAAACAAACAAAAGGUGGAAUGUUUAAAACACCAUAAUCAGCUCAGGGUAUUGCCAAUCUGAAAUAAAGUGGGAUGGGCCAGUGUGUCCUUCAGAGCAAGGGUACUAAAGUCCUCUCGCUGCAGGGAGUGAGAGGUAUGUUGUGUGUGUGUGGAUGUGUGUUUGGGGCACGCUUGUGCAUGUGUGACUGUGCAUGUGUUCUAUUUAUCCACAUGGCAAGGAUCGGAGACGUUGGCUUUUAUUUAUUAUUGUAGAAUGUGACGUAGUGAGCAGCCACACGUGGGAGGGGAAGGGAGGUCAGCCGUGAGAGAUGAUGGCUCCAGAUGCCAGAUGCCUUAACUAUGCACCAAGCUAAGUGACCAAACUUCUUGUUUUGAUUUGAAAAAAAGUGCAUUGUUUUCUCGUCCCUCCCUUUGACGAAACGUUCCCCUUCGACGGGCCUUUUGAUGUGAACAGAUGUUUUCUAGGACAAAAAAAAAAACAACCUAAGGACUAAUUUUAAAUUUAACAAACAUUCCACUUUUGUAAUUUGUUUUAAAUUGUUUCAUGUAUAGUAAGCACAACUGUAAUCUAGUUUUAAGAGAAACCGGUGCUUUCUUUUAGUUCAAUUGUAUUUCCCUUGUUACUGUAAAAGACUGUUUAUUAAUUAUGUUUACAGUUUGUUGCAACAGCCAUUUUCUUGGGAGAAAGCUUGAGUGUAAAGCCAUUUGUCAAAGGCUUUGCCAGACUCAUUUUAAUAUGUGCCUGUUGCUGUUCACUUUUGAUGAAUAAAACCUAUCUUUUCACAUUUUUA